This is a messenger RNA of Verticillium nonalfalfae, 1542 nucleotides long. RefSeq lists its product as uncharacterized. The transcript is spliced from 3 exons. Lineage: Eukaryota; Fungi; Ascomycota; Sordariomycetes; Glomerellales; Plectosphaerellaceae. Gene Ontology annotation, molecular function: carbohydrate:proton symporter activity. The coding region runs from base 1 to 1542 and encodes 513 amino acids. Gene Ontology annotation, biological process: transmembrane transport; carbohydrate transport. Gene Ontology annotation, cellular component: membrane. The record is from RefSeq and is a predicted model, not a curated record.
AUGAAAGCCGCACAAGACGCAUCCCCUGAGGCUGAGCAUGAGGACGACCUCAAGGCCAACUUGCGCUCACUCCAAGAUGCCCAGGCUGCCACAACCGCAGAGCAUGAGACAACAUUGCGCCAGGCUCUUCGUGAGAACUGGAAGGCUGCGCUCUGUUUAAUGUCAAACUUUUUCGGCUACCCGACCUUUCAGCGCAAAUUCGGCUCAUAUUAUCCUCAACAAGACACUUGGCAGCUCACCGGAGCAUGGCAAGCCGGUUUACAGAACGGAACGAAUGCUUGUGUCAUCAUUGGCGGCUUCAUAAACGGAUGGGCAUCAGCCAAGUUUGGAUACAAGGUCGUCACCCAGGUUGCCCUCGCUUGCAUGACGGGCUUCAUCUUCAUCUCCUUUUUCGCCGUCCGCAUCGAGAUGCUUCUGGUUGGACAGAUGCUUUGCGGGCUGACUUGGGGCGUUUACGCCACAACAAGCCCUGCGUAUGCUUCAGAAGUGUGUCCGCUGGCAUUGCGAGGUUAUCUAACCGUCUACGUCAACUUGUGCUGGGCCAUGGGCCAGUUUUUGUCGAGUGGUGUCCUGAGGGGCAUGCUCCAGUACGACACGGAAUGGUCGUGGCGUGUACCCAUAGCAAUCCAGUGGAUGUGGCCCGUUCCCAUUAUGAUUGCUAUAUUCUUCGCGCCCGAGUCACCUUGGUGGUUGGUCAAGAAAGGCCGUUAUGAGGACGCCGAGAAGUCCUUGCUUGCUCUAUCGAAUCGCAGCCGUGAGCAAGCCCAGGCCACCCUCGCACAGAUGCGGCACACCAUCAUGCUAGAGUCUAGCAUUGAGUCCGACUCAAAUUAUCUGGACUGCUUCCGCGGCACCAACCGUCGCCGAACGGAGAUUUGCAUGGUCGUAUUCGCCGGGCAGCAGCUGUCCGGCGCUGUUUUUGCGUAUACACCGACGUAUUUCUUCCUUCAAGCGGGUAUCAGCACGGAAAACGCCUUCACGAUCGCUAUUGGCAGCACAGCAAUGGCCUUCAUCGGUACGUGUGUCUCGUGGGUCCUGCUCACUUACUUUGGCCGCCGCACGCUGUAUGGGACUGGUAUCGCCAUGGCAAGCUGCUCUCUCCUCAUUGUGGGCAUCUGCUCAGCGGCAACGACGGCGCCCGGCGCCCAGUGGGCUCAGGUGGCCUUCGUGCUUGUGUGGAAGCUCAUCUACUCAAUGACUGUGGGACCAAUCUGUUACGCCAUCAUCUCCGAAACAUCGGCCGUCCGGCUCCGACCACAAACUGUAGUCAUUGCGCGCAACACAUACGCCAUGACACAGAUCGUGGCCAACGUGUUGAACCCGUUUAUGCUCAACCCGAUCGAAUGGAACUGGAAGGGUAAGGCCGGUUUCUUCUGGGCCGGCACUUCGGCAUGUGUUGCGAUGUGGUCUUACUUCAGGCUGCCUGAGACGCAGGGCAGGACUUAUGAGGAACUAGACCUACUGUUCCACGAGGAGGUCCCCGCUCGCAAGUUCAAGUUGACACAUGUCGACCCGUAUGCGGAGCGGGUGGCCGAGGCCUAA